GUGUUCGUAGUCGUACACGGAGGAAGUCGCUCGCUAUAAAAGCCGCCCUCUGGGGUCCAACUCCUCUGUGGACUUGGCUUCAUCGGAAAAAUAUUUCGGUCAUCGGAGACAAGAAUUUUGUGAGAUGGACAAGGAAAAUGAGCAAGAGAUGGAGUGGCUUCAAGCCCAAAAGCUGGAGAUAAACGUUGAUCUCAUGGCUGCAGCUAAGCAACAGCUUCAGUUCCUUGCAACUGUUGACCAGAAUCGUUGGCUCUAUGAAGGCCCUUCACUUGCCAGAGCCAUCUAUAGGUACAAUGCUUGCUGGCUUCCCUUGCUUGCCAAAUACUCGGAGGAUUCGUCUAUCCGUGAAAGCCCUUUGGUUCCUCCUCUUGACUGUGAAUGGGUUUGGCAUUGCCAUAGGCUGAAUCCGGUGAGAUACAAAUCUGACUGUGAGCAGCUUUACGGGAGGGUUCUUGACAAUUCUUACGUGGUAUCUUCCACAAACGGGCACUGCAAAAAACAAACCGAGGAUCUCUGGAAUGUGCUGUAUCCUGAAGAGCCUUAUGACAUAGAUUUGGUUAAGGCAGACUCAGUUGAUGUCUCUGAGAAGAUGUCGGCUCUUGAAAAAUGCACUGAAUAUGAUCUGGUUUCAGCAGUCAAUAGGCAAAGCCCAUUUUACUACCAGGUUUCCGGAGCUCAUGUAAACAAUGACGUCUUCCUGGAUGAAGCCGUGGCGAGAUACAAAGGCUUUCUCCACGUGAUCAAGAGAAACAGAGAGAGGUCCAUUAAACGUUUCUGUGUUCCAACUUACGAUAUUGACCUUAUCUGGCACACUCACCAGCUUCAUCCAGUCUCCUACUGCAAGGAUUUGGAAAAGGCCAUUGGCAAGAUCCUUGAGCAUGACGACACUGACUCCGACAGGAGCAAAGGUAAGAAACUUGAUACCGGGUUUUCUGGAACUACGGCCCAGUGGGAGGAGACAUUCGGUAGAAGGUACUGGAAGGCUGGUGCUAUGUAUAGAGGAGGUGCCCCUGCUCCUGUCACAAAUUCUCCAUUUGCAUCUGACCUUUUAGGUAAAGAAGUAUCGGCCGAGGAUAGUGAGUGCCAUAAUGUAAUCCAGUUUCCAGAGGUGGAAGCUGUUGAGGUUCUUCUGGAGAUUGUCGGGGUUAAGAACUUACCAGAUGGUCACAAGGGAAAACCCUUUGUUGUGUUCAGCAAAACCCAGCCUGAUUCUCUGUUUAAUACCGAACGUAGACUGACUGUUCUGUCCGAGUCGGGGCAGAAGCAAGUUGCUUCAUUCCAGUGUGAACCGAAAGGAGAGCUUUGUUUCAGACUCAUGGCUUCAUCGCCUUGUAAGAUACCAGUUUCUAAGGAACCUAAAGACUUAGGUUCUGCUUCUUUGUCCCUACGGGAGUUCCUAGUUCCAGCUGCUAAACUCUCUGUCGAGAAAUGGCUGGAUUUGACACCUCCGGGUAACAGCAAGUCGGAUUCGAAACCCGUAAGCCUAAGGGUUGCUGUCUCAAUUACCCCGCCAACCCGCAGUCCACCUUUGCUUACCAUGGUUCGGUCUGGAUCAUCACUCAAAGGUUCUUGCUUUCCCAUGCUCCGAAAGGCUCGUCCUGCUAAGAGUUCGACACUCAUUGUUGAUGAAACCGAAGCUGAGGUCAUCAGCCUCGAAAUGAGGAACUCUAAUGGCGGAGCAGCUAAAGGUGACAACACUGUUAAGAAACAAGUGAUUGGCAUUAAAGAAUCUGGCGAAACCCUUGUGCUCGCUGAGUUUACUGGCAAGUUCUGGAAUUUGCUGGACUCAAAAUGGUCUCUGAAGCAUCUAAACAGUCCAAUGGCAGAUGGUCCUCUCUUCCAGCUUUUGGGGAGUCAUUUGGUGAAAGUUUACUCCGGGAGAAAGCUGGAUUAUGAGCCAAAGCACUGCACAAAGCGAAGAAGUGACCAAGAUUUCAUGACUGCAGUAGAGUUCUCAAAGCAACACCCAUAUGGAAAAGCUGUGGGAUUGCUCGACUUGAAGUUCCGUUCCUUCGAGGCAAAGGAGAACUGGGUGGUGUUACCAGGAAUCAUAUCUGCUUUUAUACUUGAUUCUAUCCCGAAGAAGGAAGGAUUUGGUGGGUGGAGUGCCGCAACAGAAGAUGAAGUGGAGGUAGGAAGUGAGGUUAAUGCAGCACCUGAAAAUGGCGGCGGCUGUGGAAGCGGAUGUGGAAUAACGGCAAAUGCGGCAGACUCUGCUGGCUGUGGAAGCGAAUGCGGUGGUGGGUGUGGUGGAAACACGGCGAAGGCGGCAGGCUCUGCCGGCUGUGGAAGCGGGUGCAGUGGUUGCGGUGGUGGGUGUGGCGGGAACAUGGUAAAGAGCGGAGGGUGCGGUGGUGGAUGUGGGGGGAACAUGGUCAAGAGCGGUGGUUGCAGCGGUGGUUGCGGCGGUGGCUGUGGAGGGUGCGGUGUUGGUACGUUGAAGGGUGCAACCGGAAAUUCCCCGGCGCAAACUGAGGCGGUUGCUGCUUGAUGUCUGUAUUCGUUCAAGCCCUGAAAUGGAAGGUUCUAUAUAUCUGUGUGUAUAUAUAUAUAUGUGUGUAUGUGUGUAAGAGAAUAAAACAAUGUGUAAUGGCUCUUUGUAAGAGCAACGUGUGGUGUCUGCCUGUGUAGUGAUAUUACAUAACUGUCAAGUGUGUUCUGUGAUAUAUUUCAAGUUUGUGUCUUCGUUUUUCCUA
Messenger RNA from Tarenaya hassleriana, 2696 nucleotides. Its product is annotated as glycine-rich domain-containing protein 1-like. The record is from RefSeq and is a predicted model, not a curated record. The transcript has 9 exons. NCBI's taxonomy places the organism in Eukaryota, Viridiplantae, Streptophyta, Magnoliopsida, Brassicales, Cleomaceae. Bases 125 to 2491 code for a protein of 788 amino acids.